Molecule: messenger RNA, 2441 nt
Organism: Apodemus sylvaticus (European woodmouse)
Lineage: Eukaryota; Metazoa; Chordata; Mammalia; Rodentia; Muridae
Gene: Smtnl2
Product: smoothelin like 2
Exons: 8
Coding region: 69-1439 (456 amino acids)
Biological process (GO): positive regulation of vasoconstriction; actin cytoskeleton organization
Cellular component (GO): M band; microtubule organizing center; filamentous actin
Molecular function (GO): tropomyosin binding; protein phosphatase 1 binding
Source: RefSeq, a predicted model, not a curated record
ACGGAGCUGCAGAUCUCUCUUCUCUCCCGCUUUCUGCUCGCUGUCCGAUCCGUGCGCUGCGCUCCGCCAUGGAGCCGACCCCCGACGCCGAGGAGGCGCACACGGUGCGCGAGGCGCUGGGCCGCUACGAGGCGGCGCUGGAGGGUGCGGUGCGUGCACUGCACGAGGACAUGCAAGGGCUGCAGCGCGGCGUGGAGCGGCGCGUGGCAGAGGCGCUGCGCCUGGCCGGCCCCUUGGCUCGCACUGUGGCCGAGUUGCAGCGGGACAACCAGCGGCUGCAGGCGCAGCUCGAACGCUUGACGCGCCAGGUGGAGGCGCUGGGCUUGGCGACUGGUGUGUCCCCUGCACCCGGCACGCCCAGUCCCCCUCCUGCGGCCACAGUUACAGACCGCGCCCCGCGACUGGGCACCGCACGCUUCUCCAGUCAUGCCACUUUCUCGCUGUCCGGUCGAAGCCCGAGCGUGGAACACGAUGAAACCGGUGACCUCGAGGUGACACGAACUUCAAACUCAUGCAUCAUGGAGAAUGGACAUCAGCUGGAUGCAGGUCCAGCCAACGGAUCCUCUGAGGUCCAAACCUCAUCAGCUCAGGAGUCCCCUAGGCCACGCCCUGUGAGCCUCUCCUUGCGACUGCCCCACCAGCCUGUUACAGCUGUCACCCGAGUCUCAGAGAAAUUCUCUGGAGAGACCUCAGCUUCAGCUCUGUCACCCACAUCUGCUGCCAUUGUGGGGAGCUUCACCCCAAGCCCUAGUGAGGCCAUCAGCCCUUGGACUCCUAGUCCCAUUGAGAAAAGUUCCUCUUUCACACGCUCUUUGUCUGGCUCUGGCUAUGGAGCAGCGAUGGCUGGCAAACGCAAGGACAGCCCUCCGCUGGUGACCCCACCGCAGUCACCCCCAUCCUCGCAGCCUCCAGCUGUGACUCAGGCCCCUCGCCAGGGAGAACGACGCAGGGAAUUGGUGAGGUCGCAGACACUGCCUCGCACUUCAGGGGCCCAGGCUCGGAAGGCGCUGUUUGAGAAGUGGGAGCAGGAUACAGCAAGCAAGGGCAAAGGUGAGACCAGGGCCAAACUAAAGAGGUCACAGAGUUUCGGUGUGGCCAGUGCCAGCAGCAUCAAGCAGAUCCUGCUCGAGUGGUGCCGCAGCAAGACCGUGGGCUAUCAGCAUGUGGACCUGCAGAAUUUCUCCUCCAGCUGGAGUGAUGGAAUGGCCUUCUGUGCCCUGGUGCACUCCUUCUUCCCAGAUGCCUUUGACUACAAUGCCCUGAGUCCCACACAAAGGCAGAAGAACUUUGAACUGGCCUUCACCAUGGCUGAGAAUCUGGCCAACUGUGAGCGCCUCAUUGAAGUGGAGGAUAUGAUGGUGAUGGGCCGCAAGCCGGACCCCAUGUGUGUCUUCACCUACGUGCAGUCGCUCUACAACCACCUGCGUCGCUUCGAGUAAAGCCGGCGGCCUGGAGUGGCCGGGAAGAGACUCUGAGGUCCCUCAAGUUCCCCCACAGCAGCAUGACCCACAGGAGGGGAGCUGCCUCUGUGGUGUGAGCUGCUAUUUGUUCUCCGGUGUGUGGCCAUGUACCCCUCACACUCUGUUACUGAUUAAAAGUAUUGAUGAGGCUAAGCUGAGCCCCACAGCCCCUCCACAGGCUGGAAGGAGAAGGAAAAACUCAAGAGUCAAAGAAAUUGGUGCUAAGUAAUGAUCUUCCUAUGGGGAGUGCUCAUGGCUUCCCCUCUGGUGAAAUUGAUAUAUUGGCUUGACAGGGUUCCACUGAUUAUCAAGUUUUCUUUCUUUCAUUUUUUUUUCUAUCAAAGUACCCAGAGGUUUUUUGUUUUUGUUUUUGUUUUUUUUAACUUCCUCACACUCUCCUUGGUCCCUUGCUCCUCUCCCUCAGGGCCAUUGCCAGGAAACAGAUGCUAGUUCUUGGGAUGAAACAGUUUAGUCUGCCCCAGGUCCUAUCUUCCUAUCAUCUCCUCUCUGUGGGGAGGUGGCAAGGUUUCUACCUAGACCCCUAGGGGCUUCUGGUACUCACAGGAGACCGCACAAGUGUUCAGUUAAGGAUACCUGGGUAGUACCAGGGAGGAAGGAUCGGUCCUUGGGGAUGAGAGAGUUCCCAUUUGCUCCAGGUAUUUAUAAAAAAGGAUUGCGUCUGUACCACUGACCUGUUUGUGCACGAAAGAUCUGUCACUCUUCGCUUGGGUUUGUCAUUUGUUUGGGGGACGGGAGGAGGGUUGGGCAGUAAGAGACCGAAUAGAUUUAAACAGAGAUCUACUGAAAUCAUACCUUGUUUAUGUAUUUAAAACCACUCGCCUGGGAGGCUGAAAACGACAUUUGCUGUCUCCCAAUGUGCUUGUCCCUCAACCCUCUUAUGUCGUUGAAGGAUUGUGAACAGGAAAUUCACCCCCUGCCGAUCUAUCCCUUAGAUAUUGGCAAAUAUAUUAUGAUAAAAAG